Molecule: messenger RNA, 1880 nt
Organism: Meloidogyne enterolobii
Lineage: Eukaryota; Metazoa; Nematoda; Chromadorea; Rhabditida; Meloidogynidae
Source: the annotation of a GenBank genome assembly
UUCCUGUUUACUACCAAAUUAUUUUAUUUUUUAAAUUUUAUUUCAUUAAUUUUUUCAUAAAGUUACGCCAAAUUGAUCGAAAAGCCCGUCAAGCAUUAACUCGUCGUGUAGAUGAUAUUUUCCCUCCUUCAGUCCCUGGAUCGCCUGUAUGGCUUAGACCUUUGCCUGUUUCUCGUAAUUCUCGUGGACAAGUUGCCUGGAAUCCUUAUGAUUGUAUGACAUUGCAAUGUUUGUGUCCUUUCUUUAGGGGAACAAUGCGUGAUGAUGGUUAUUGUUAUUUACGUAAUGGAAGGCCUUUAGCUAUUGCUUACAGAAAAGAGUAUAGAAUGAUGACAGAUGAUGAAAGGGAACGUUUUCACUCAGCAUUUAAUCAACUAAAAUUUAACGGGGAAUAUGAGAGAUUUGCUAGAGAACAUCAAUCUGUAAGUCAAGGAGGUGCUCAUUCAGGCCCAGGUUUUCUUCCUUGGCAUAGAGAAUUUAUUAAAAGAAUGGAAAUUGCUUUACGUUUAAUUGACCCAACAGUAGCUCUUCCAUAUUGGGAUUCUGUUCUCGAUGUUUAUUUACCCGAUCCAAGGGAUUCAAUUAUUUUUUCUCCUUUAUUUACUGGGGAGAUUGAUAUGAAUGGAUUUGUGGUUAAUGGACCUUUUGCUUUUUGGAAUACAAUUGAGGGAAGGAAUACUAUUUGGAGGACACUUUCUGGAGAGGGAGGGCUAUUCAAUGAAGGUCUGUUAUACCUAUACAAUUUUCCCCUUAAUUAUCACCUUUAUUUUUUCAAUAAAGGUCAAUUGUCUUCUGUGGCCAAUGAACCAAAUAUAGAACAUGUCCUCUCAUAUACAGUCCCUCUCGCAGGAUGUCCAAUACCCGUAAACUUCAAUGCUUUGGAAUACUCCCAUUCAAAUAUAGUGCCAGAAACAUCAGCAAAUGACCCAAUCUUCUACAUGGUAGAUGUUAGAGAAUGGGCUUACUCACCCAAUUUGUGGUCAUGUGGAAAUGAAUUUCAUUUUUCCUAUGCUUGGAUGAGGCCUUUUGAUUUUCUUUCUAAUCAAGAUGGGUUAUCUAAUGCUUAUACCGAUCAAUUAUAUCGAUAUGCUCAAAGGCCAACGUGUUCAGCACAAGUCCCUACUUGUGGAUCUAGGCAAGUCUUACUAAAAUAUUUGUUUUGCGAUUUCAACCAUGGAUUUCCUCAUUGUGUAGCCAAAAUAAAGUUUGGUGGUAUCUGUGAGGGUUUUGACGGAAUGGAUGCUUGUUUUAACGGUCAAUGUAUUUUUGGAAGAUGCCAACAAGGGCCCACACCUCCACCCUGGCGCCCAACCCCUCCCCCAACACCUCCACCACCUCUACAGCUUAGGCCAAUGUCUAGAGGAAUUCAAAGAAGAGGAAAUCAAAGGCGUAUCCCCCCUCCACCCCCUCCAAUUGUAAGAAGACUUUUAAGACGUCCAAUAGAAUCACAACAAACUCGAAGAUUUUUAACACGUCAAAUGGCGGCAACAACACAUAAACAUUUUAUUAAUUGUUUUAAUAUGAAUCCUUGUUGUGAUCAUUGGGCAGAGAAUGGGGAAUGUAAAACAAAUAAAAAAUAUAUGGAAAAAUAUUGCAAAGCAUCUUGUGAACUUUGCACGCCCAAUUUUAAUAUAACAAAUGAAUGUGUAGAUAGACAUGUUAGUUGUAAACAAUGGAAGGAAGGAGGGGAAUGUUUGGGGAAAUCGAAGUUAUUUUUACAAGAAAAUUGUCGAGAAAGUUGUGGAUUGUGUAAACAAAAUAAAUAUGAAAAUUCUUGUCUUCCACAGGGAUUAUUAUUACACGAACACAACAAAAAUAUAAUUAAAGAAUUAAAAAAGAAUGGAAAUAUUACUUUAGAAAAUAUUCCCUUUAGAAAUUAA